AAGAAUCCAGAAACCAAAAGAGAAAAAAAAAUCGUCAAGAAUUAGGUAUGGGUUGGGUCUGGAGAGACGACGAUUCAUCCGUUUCCGACGCCGGUAACGAUUUCACCGAUCAACCGCCACGAGAUUCCCCCGCCGAGGGCAAUUUCUCAACCACGACGGUGGUGAGAUCGAAGUGCAAGACGGAGGAGGUGGAGCCUGGAAAGUUCUUCAGGAAGUGCGAAAAAACGGAGGAGAUCCUCCGCCACUGUUUUGGCAAGCCCUCUGAAGUUGUUCAAUCCACCACAGAGCACACGGAAGAGGAUGUCACAGACCAGAUGGUGCGUGGACCUUCUCUCCCAAAUCAGUUUGAGGAAAACCCCCUGAACUUCCCGGGACUACGAAGCGACUUAGACGACAUCGAACGCCAUUUCUUUAGCGGAGUGAAGAGUUUCUUUGAAGCAGCAGAAGAGAUGAAGAGCAGCUUGUUUGAUAUCAUGGGAGAUUAUGACUCGACCGCCACCAUGGAAAGGAUACCCAUUCAAGACCAUCCCAAGAUAGACGAUGAAAAGGCCGCCACUAGACAGCCUUUCUCCUCUGGAGAAAUUGAUCUCUCGGGCUUGGCCAAGGACGUUUGAGUCAUGGUCUUCUUCUUCUUCUUUUCUUUGAUAUAUAUCAUUAAU
Molecule: messenger RNA, 659 nt
Organism: Raphanus sativus (radish)
Lineage: Eukaryota; Viridiplantae; Streptophyta; Magnoliopsida; Brassicales; Brassicaceae
Product: fra a 1-associated protein
Exons: 2
Coding region: 48-614 (188 amino acids)
Source: RefSeq, a predicted model, not a curated record